AUGCCGCCCUGGUUCUGUUCGCAGCAUGAGCGGGAGCAGAUCAUGACGACCAACGUGUGGCUGACGCAGGAGUGGGAGGAUUACCGCCUCACCUGGAAGCCGGAGGAGUUCGACAACAUGCGCAAGGUGCGCCUGCCCUCCAAGCACAUCUGGCUGCCCGACGUCGUCCUCUACAACAACGCCGACGGCAUGUACGAGGUCUCCUUCUACUCCAACGCGGUGGUCUCCUACGACGGCAGCAUCUUCUGGCUGCCUCCGGCCAUCUACAAGAGCGCCUGCAAGAUCGAGGUGAAGCACUUCCCCUUCGACCAGCAGAACUGCACCAUGAAGUUCCGGUCGUGGACCUACGACCGGACGGAGAUCGACCUGGUGCUGAAGAGCGAGGUGGCCAGCCUGGACGACUUCACGCCCAGCGGCGAGUGGGACAUCGUGGCCCUGCCGGGGCGGCGCAACGAGAACCCCGAGGACUCCACCUACGUGGACAUCACCUACGACUUCAUCAUCCGGCGCAAGCCGCUCUUCUACACCAUCAACCUCAUCAUCCCCUGCGUCCUCAUCACCUCCCUGGCCAUCCUGGUCUUCUACCUGCCCUCCGACUGCGGCGAGAAGAUGACGCUCUGCAUCUCUGUGCUGCUGGCCCUCACCGUCUUCCUGCUGCUGAUCUCCAAGAUCGUGCCGCCCACCUCGCUGGACGUGCCGCUGGUGGGCAAGUACCUCAUGUUCACCAUGGUGCUGGUGACCUUCUCCAUCGUCACCAGCGUGUGCGUGCUGAACGUGCAUCACCGCUCGCCCACCACCCACACCAGGCCACCCUGGGUCCGGGUGGUCUUCCUGGACAAGCUGCCCACCUUCCUCUUCAUGAAGCAGCCGCGCCAGCACUGGGUGGCAGAGGCGGUGGAUGGGGUGCGCUUCAUAGCCGACCACAUGAGGAGUGAGGACGACGACCAGAGCGUGAGCGAGGACUGGAAGUACGUGGCCAUGGUGAUCGACCGCCUCUUCCUGUGGAUCUUCGUUUUCGUCUGCAUCUUCGGGACCGUUGGCAUGUUCCUCCAGCCGAUCUUCCAGAAGCCUCGCUUGUUCUCAGUGCUGCCUCCGUCCUGA
Messenger RNA from Pelodiscus sinensis (Chinese soft-shelled turtle), 1101 nucleotides. Lineage: Eukaryota; Metazoa; Chordata; Testudines; Trionychidae. The record is from RefSeq and is a predicted model, not a curated record.